Nilaparvata lugens (brown planthopper) is the source of this 1754-nucleotide messenger RNA. Its product is annotated as gastrula zinc finger protein XlCGF57.1-like. NCBI's taxonomy places the organism in Eukaryota, Metazoa, Arthropoda, Insecta, Hemiptera, Delphacidae. Gene Ontology annotation, biological process: regulation of transcription by RNA polymerase II. The annotation marks the transcript as partial. Gene Ontology annotation, cellular component: nucleus. The record is from RefSeq and is a predicted model, not a curated record. Gene Ontology annotation, molecular function: DNA-binding transcription factor activity, RNA polymerase II-specific; RNA polymerase II cis-regulatory region sequence-specific DNA binding. The transcript has 5 exons.
GUUGGUCAAGCUGGUAGUCAAUGAUCUAUUUGAUAUUUCAGAAAUAACAAAGGGAAACUGUGGAUAUAUCUGUAUAAAUCAUUCUAAUAAAUUAAACUUAGAAAAAGAAUAUUCAAAUUUUAUUGUUUAUUUCUUUCAUUAUUUUGUCCUAUUUUCAGAAAAUGGAUAAAGAGGUUAAAGUUGAGAAACAGGAAAGUGCUUUUGAUGACAGUUGGAUUGGAGCUGCACGUAGUGAUACGGCUACUCAGCAGAUCAAGAUCGAGAAGCAGGAGGAUGAAUUUGGAGAAUGUGAAUUAGCAACUAGCAGCAUCAAAGAUGAGUCAUCCUCGCACAAUGGUUCAACUUCCAAUCAGAUGGCGAGAGUUAAGCAGGAGAAUGAUAGCAGCCAAGAACCAGCGCAAGAGUGCAGCACUGCAUGCUCUCCAACUGAUGAUGAUUUCAGCCAACAACAUUAUCUAAUCCCUGGCUAUAAUCUAAUAUUCAUCAAAGAGGAAGAAUAUGUUGAGCAAGAGGCAGAAGGAUGUUCAGUGGAGAGUGAACCGGAGAUGUGGCCUUCAAACUGCAGCACAUCUGAAACUGCCAAUGCAACAGAAGUGGGUGGACUGAAUGCACAUUCAAUCUCUCCCAUGGAAGAGUGCACUGAGCCAUCUGUGGCUGGCAAAAAGAUCAAGCUCUACAGCUGUGCUGACUGCAGCUAUAAAACUCCAUCGAUCACUCAUUGGAAGAGACACAUGACGAAACACACUGGGGAAAAGCCUUUCAGUUGUGAGUUAUGUGACUAUAAAUGUGCUCGAUCAAGUAAUUUGAAGAUACAUAUCAGAACACAUACAGGAGAAACACCUUUCAGCUGCAAGUAUUGUGACUAUAAAUGUGCUCGAUCAAGUAAUUUGAAGAUACAUAUCAGAACACAUACAGGAGAAACACCUUUCAGCUGCAAGUAUUGUGACUAUAAAUGUGCUCGAUCAAGUAAUUUGAAGAUACAUAUCAGAACACAUACAGGAGAAACACCUUUCAGCUGCAAGUAUUGUGACUAUAAAUGUGCUCGAUCAAGUAAUUUGAAGAUACAUAUCAGAACACAUACAGGAGAAACACCUUUCAGCUGCAAGUAUUGUGACUAUAAAUGUGCUCGAUCAAGUAAUUUGAAGAUACAUAUCAGAACACAUACAGGAGAAACACCUUUCAGCUGCAAGUAUUGUGACUAUAAAUGUGCUCGAUCAAGUAAUUUGAAGAUACAUAUCAGAACACAUACAGGAGAAACACCUUUCAGCUGCGAGUAUUGUGACUAUAAAUGUGCUCGAUCAAGUAAUUUGAAGAUACAUAUCAGAACACAUACAGGAGAAAGACCUUUCAGCUGCGAGUAUUGUGACUAUAAAUGUGCUCGAUCAAGUAAUUUGAAGAUACAUAUCAGAACACAUACAGGAGAAAGACCUUUCAGCUGCGAGUAUUGUGACUAUAAAUGUGCUCGAUCAAGUAAUUUGAAGAUACAUAUCAGAACACAUACAGGAGAAAGACCUUUCAGCUGCGAGUAUUGUGACUAUAAAUGUGCUCGAUCAAGUAAUUUGAAGAUACAUAUCAGAACACAUACAGGAGAAACACCUUUCAGCUGCAAGUAUUGUGACUAUAAAUGUGCUCGAUCAAGUAAUUUGAAGAUACAUAUCAGAACACAUACAGGAGAAACACCUUUCAGCUGCGAGUAUUGUGACUAUAAAUGUGCUCGAUCAAGUAAUUUGAAGAUACAUAUCAGAACACAUACA